AUGCAAUUUCAACGAAGUUUUUCAGAAUAUUACCCUUUAAUUGAGCCUAAUAGUAAAAGCAAUAACGAAACUAUAUCAGGAACUGGCAAUUAUUACAUUCAUCAUGCAAUAUUUUCUUUCCAUUAUCGAAAUACAGCAAUUUCCCUUGAUUCGAAGAGUAAAGUAUUACUCGAAACAUGUACAUUUUACAAUAACAGCUCCACGCAAAGUGGUGGAUCAAUUUAUAUCAAAGAAUCUGAAUGUGUCUUGAUUCAUAUUUGUAUAUCACUUUCAUCAACUAUUCUAGAUUAUAAUUGGGGAUGCGCAUAUUACAUUCAAUCAGUUGAAAAUAGUAACAAUAAAAAUUACGCAUUUGAAUGUUCGGUUUCAAAAUGCAAUGGACGCUAUGCUUCUCUUUGUCAUGAAUAUGGAUUUAUCCAAAUAAGUAAUAUGAAUACAUCUUAUCACAAAAUUCCUAGAGUUGCUGCAUAUGGCAUUACAGAAACAGAAGGUACAAUAAUUGUGAAAUUUGCAACAGCAUCAAAUACUACAUCUUCAGAAUAUUGUGGAAUAGCGCAUUUUGCUAGAACAGUUACUAUUACAAAAUGUAAUUAUUUAAGCAAUGUAUGUAAGGGAAGUGAUAGUGUUAUAAUUAAUUGUUAUUACUUUUCUAUAUGUACAUAUUCAAAUUGUUCAUUCAUAGAUAAUAAAGGAAACUAUUUAUUUUCUUCAAAACCAAAUAUUGUUGAUAAUUGUUACUUUAAUGAAAACAAUUUCACUCAAACCGUAAGAGGUUAUUCAACAUUUAAAUCAAUUAAGUCGUUAGAUUUAUUUAUAUCUCAUUAUUCAACAUAUUUUUGUUCAGCAAUUAAUUUAGAAUAUAACAAUCCAUAUAAAAAAUAUGAAAAAGAAGAAUUGAAUUUGGAAGACAUCAAAAAUAUUGUUAAUAAAGUUUAUAAUACUUCAUUUGUUGAAGCUGUAAAUUUAUCUAUGUAG
This is a messenger RNA of Trichomonas vaginalis G3, 975 nucleotides long. RefSeq lists its product as uncharacterized. The transcript has a single exon. The coding region runs from base 1 to 975 and encodes 324 amino acids. NCBI's taxonomy places the organism in Eukaryota, Parabasalia, Trichomonadida, Trichomonadidae. The record is from RefSeq and is a predicted model, not a curated record.